UGAUUAUUUAAUAGGUCAGUAAAGAGGUGCAGUUUUAGCUAAGUAGAUCAAUAAUUAAUUUAAUUUGAGUACAAAAUGGAAGGACUAAUAAAUGUGCAGUUAGAUUUAUAUAAUUCAAUUAAAAAGGAUUUAUCCAAUUUUAAGAAAAGUGCAAAAGAAAGAAUAAGCAAAGAGUACGUAGAAAUUAGAUCGGAAAGUUUAGAAACAGAUUGGUUAUCUUUUAGAGCAAAUCAUGCUAAAUUGUUUGAAAUUUCACAACCAGAUAUUUUAGCAGGUACACAGUAUGUUGUAAAAGAAAUUUAUGAUAUUACUAAAGAUCAUUAUUUCAAUUAUAAAUCUCUGUUAGUAAGAACUUUAAAUCAAUUUAGGUCAACAGAAAGUCAGUCAAGUCCUAGUACAAAUAGUGAUAAGGUCAGCCCGUUGGUAAAGCUUCCAAAAAUUACUAUUCCGACAUUUUCGGGUAGUUAUUCAGAAUGGACAACAUUUCGUGAUUUAUUCGUUUCUCUAGUUCACAAUAAUACUGAUUUAGACAAUGUACAAAAGUUAAAUUAUUUGAAAUCUCACAUAACGGGUGAGGCAGAGCAAUUAAUAAGGCAUACACCAAUUACUAGUGCAAAUUACAGUCGAUGCUGGUCUCUAUUAGAACAAAGGUACAACAAUAGAAAAUACUUAGCAAAAUGCAUCUUUAAGCGCUUGUUUAGCAUUAAACAGAUGAACACUGAGUCAGCAUCUGGUCUAAAAGACCUUAUAGACACCACCAUAGACUGCUUGAAUGCCUUAAAAAAUAUAGACAUUGAUGUUAGCACAUGGGAUAUUAUUAUAAUUCAUAUUGUUACUUUCAAACUCGAUUCCGAAACACGGAAACAGUGGGAGCUACAUAUUUCUAGUUCAGUCGAUUCGAAUCAAUUGCCAACCUUAGAACAAUUUAAAACUUUUAUGGAAAACCGUUUUCGCGCUUUAGAAUUUGUAGAUUUUAAAAAACCUUCAGUACAGUACACCAGUGGUUCUAGUUCAAGACCAAAGUCUUCUAUAGCUACGAAUACCUCAGUUAUGCGCUGUGAGUAUUGUUCAGAGCAACACAAAUUGUGUUUUUGUAAAAGGUUUGCUGGUGAAGAUAUUGCAACUAGGCGUGACUUUGUGGGCAAGAAUUCAAUUUGCGUGAACUGUUUAGGCAGCAAUCACAUAUCUUCUCAGUGCAAAAAUCCUGGAUCCUGCAGGAUUUGUAAAUUGCGUCACCAUUCCCUUUUGCAUCAAGAGAUCGAGAGCACAGCUUCCAGUUCAACGGCAGAAAAACCUGUUGAGAGUACUAGCACUUUAACUAAUACUCCACCAAUAGUUUCAUGUCUUUCAACUCAAAGGAUUUCCAGUUGCGGCCAGGUUUUACUUCCUACGGCAUUAGUAAACACCGAGUCUGAAGCUGGUAAGGAUCAUAUCCUCAGAGUUUUAUUAGAUCAAGGAUCGCAGGCCAGUUUUAUAACUGAGGCUGCAGUCCAGCUGUUGCGUCUUAAGAAGACUCCUGUAAGCGGAAUGAUUACUGGACUAGGAGGAAACAAAGCCAUAAGAUCAAAAUAUGUAGUUACCAUCAAAUUAAGAUCAAGGACAAACCAGGACAACAACAUACAGGUCACAGCUUACGUGCUGAAGAACAUAACUACGUUUUUACCGGAACGUCAAGUGCAUAACAUGGACUGGACAGAAUUUAAGAACUUACAACUAGCAGAUCCCCGUUUCAACACUCCCAAGGCAAUCGAUUUGCUGUUGGGUGCUGAUAUUUAUAGCCAAAUAGUACAAGAAGGCAUAAAGAAGAGCCGUAAUGGGAAACUUAUAGCACAAAGAACAACAUUAGGGUGGAUUCUGUCUGGCACAGUUAACGAACGUUUUAACAAGAACAACGAGGACACUCCGGAAAUUUCGGUUAUGCAUGCUCAGAUCACUGAAACUGAAAAUUCAAAACAGAUAGAAAAAGAGCAAAAGUUCAAACCAAGUACACCAAAUAGGACAGAUGAAGGUCGCAAUCGGACACGACACCUGAACGUAACCAAAACCCAACCAUCACACAAAAGGCUAUCGAAGAAUUCAGAUCUGAAACAAAUAGAACAUACAAAAGUACUCAACAGAAAUUCACAAUUAGGACAUAUAAAAUCUGUAAACAUAAAUGACAGAGAAAAUAAUGAAGCUGUCUACUUACCACAUCAUGCAUUCGUCAGAAACGAUAAGACAACCUUAAAAGAGCAAGCUGAAAAAUGGAAUAACAAUAAAGUAGAUAUAUUAACAAGCAUAUACAAGAAAGAAGAUCAAGAGAACAUACAAAACCACACACAAGAAAUCGACAAGCAACAGCAAGACACCUUAAGCAAGGGUAAGCACAAACAGAACACAAUGGAAAAGAACAAACAGAGCAAAAUUAGCCUCAAAAUCAAGAAAAGGACAUGCACAAGCAGAUUCCUGAAUUCCAGAACAAGCAAAAACAGAGAACACAAAAAAUAAAUAGACUGGACAACGAGGACAAAAUGAUAGAGGACAUGGAAAAUAUCAAGGACAAAAAGGAUAUUGAAAUUAAAACAAAAAAUACAACCAAAGUGUUAGGACUUACCUGGGACCGAAGUGAAGACCAGUUUAGGUACUCGGUGAAUCUCCCGCAUACAACGCCUGGACCUGAAACAAAGAGAUCAGUAUUAUCAGUGAUAGCGCGUUUGUACGAUCCGCUAGGUUGGAUAGCACCUAGCAUGAUAGUAGCAAAAAUGUUUAUUCAAAAAUUAUGGUUAGCAGGUGUAAACUGGGAAGAAUUAAUUUCAGAAGAAUUAAGAAGCAAAUGGGUUACUUACCGCAAUGAACUGGAACAACUCACCAAAGUACAAGUCCCACGAUGGCUAGGCAUUUCAACAACGGACUCGACGGUUGUUCUUUCUUGGUUAAAUAGCCAUCCAAGUCGUUGGAAGACUUUUGUGGCCAACAGGGUUGCAGAGAUCCUAACGACUAUGGAUUCUGCCCAGUGGUAUCAUGUCUCAUCCAAAGAGAACCCUGCAGACUGUGCAUCGCGAGGUCUCCAACCGGGAUCGCUUGCAAAGAAUGAGCUUUGGUUCUCCGAUCCACAAUUUCUUAGAGAGCAAACCAUAAAAAGCCAACAAAUGUGAAAGUUCAUUUAGAGGAAGCAAUUAGUACGCACUUUAAUGCGUUAUCUGAGGACACCCUAUUCCAACGAUUUUCUUCCUUACAGAAACUGCUACGAGUAGUAGCUUACUGCAGACGAUUUUAUAAAAGAAACACUUAUAGGACAACGCAUUUAUCUAAAGAAGAAUUAGAUCAAGCAAGGAUUUGUUGUAUCAAAAAAGCACAAAGGGAGGAAUUUAAUGAAGAAUAUUUACAGUUAAUAGCUAUACCGGAGCUCAAGGACUAUUUGACUUCCAAUGUAAGUUCACUAACAAGGUGGCAAUUUAUUCAAAGAAUCAUCCGGGUACUGAUAAUGUUACCCGCGUGGUCACCAUCAAAGUAAAAAAUUCUACCCUUAAGAGACCCACGUCCAAAUUAUGUAUUUUACCCGUUAGUGAAUAAGUAGUUACAAUGAUUUAAGUUUUUAGGCUAGGUCAAGCUCCUCUUUGUUAAUUUAAGGGUUAAUUUGGUUUGUUUUAUUUCUACUAUUAUGUAAGUUCAAGCGUUUAUUUAAACAAAGUUCAAAAUUUAUGUGAGAUCACCCACCAAGAACAUUUGAGCAGUAUCAUUUACAGGUCUCAUAUUUAAUUAAGGCCAUUUCUCACUAAAUGUCCUUGGCGGGCGGUAUGUUUAAAAUUAAAGACAACUUUCGCUACCAGAUAAUAGAUGGCGCUGUAAGACUUGUAUAUCGCGGUCUUGGUCGACUACUUAAGAAAUAUAAUACUCAUGUAAAAUUUAAGCCGUGUGUGUUCGUCCUUGGGUUCAAUAAACCGGCCCGGCCUUUUUAGAACAAACCGUGG
Messenger RNA from Maniola jurtina (meadow brown), 3950 nucleotides. RefSeq lists its product as uncharacterized. Gene Ontology annotation, biological process: proteolysis. The transcript has 2 exons. The record is from RefSeq and is a predicted model, not a curated record. The coding region runs from base 76 to 2487 and encodes 803 amino acids. Gene Ontology annotation, molecular function: aspartic-type endopeptidase activity. Lineage: Eukaryota; Metazoa; Arthropoda; Insecta; Lepidoptera; Nymphalidae.